GCCGUCACUCUGUCUUCGCCCGCCCAGAUGCCAAAGCCACUAGCCUUUAAAGUCUAUUCCCUCAUCUUCUUCCCCUACAUCUCUGUCUCUCGCUCCCUCUUUCUUCCGCCAUGACAAUUUCUUCAGAACCUUCUCAAAUUCAUCCAACAAACUGACAUUCGUAAACGUGUCUGAGCUCCCGACCACGAUGGUUUCUCUGGGAGAUUCUCAUUCCAGUUCCAACCGUUUCCCUCUGACCCGAAACCUGUACACUACGAAUUCACCCCGAAACCGGAACAACGGCCGCUCCAUGCGCACCAUACGGUCCAACGUAUUCCAAAGAAACGAAGAAGAAAGUUGCACCUUUGUCUUUGAUGAGAGAUCCGUGUGCGGGUCCGAGAACCUCAACCUCACUGACUCUGGCAUCGACAUGCGGCUCAGCGAGCUGGCGCUACGUAAAGGCAAGUCUGUGAAGUCCACCUCGUCAUCGGAGGAGGAGAUAAAGGAGUUUCUAGAUCUCUCUCAUGCCUUCAGCGACCUGUCAGUGUGCAGCAGCGACAUCUCCGGCGAGUUGCAGAGGUUGGCGGGGUUGCCCACGUUGUCCUCGGAAAACGAAAACAAUGGAGACGCUGAUGCGGCGGAGGCCGAGCCUUGUUUGGGGUUUCUACAGAGGGAGAGCUUCUCCACGGAGAUUAUCGAGAGCAUUUCGCCGGAGGAUCUUCAGCCGACGGUCAAGAUCUGCGUAGACGCUCUGAAAUCGCCGUCGAUCGCGGUGAAGCGGUCCGCAGCUGCCAAGUUGAGGCUUUUGGCGAAAAAUCGGACCGAUAACCGGGCUUUAAUUGGCGAUUCUGGUGCGGUUCCUGCUCUGAUUCCGCUCCUCCGUUGCAGCAGUGACCCAUCGACGCAGGAGCACGCUGUCACGGCUCUUCUCAAUCUCUCCCUUUACGAAGGCAACAAAGCGUUGAUCACAAAUGCAGGCGCGGUCAAGUCCCUGGUGUACGUGCUUAAGACCGGGACCGAGAACUCGAAACAGAACGCGGCGUGUGCGUUGAUGAGCUUGGCUUUGGUGGAGGAGAACAAGAGCUCCAUUGGAGCCUGCGGGGCGAUCCCGCCGCUGGUGUCGUUGCUACUGAAUGGGUCGAGUAGAGGGAAGAAGGACGCAUUAACAACGCUGUACAAGCUCUGCUCAAUAAGACCGAACAAGGAGAGAGCGGUGAGCGCGGGGGCGGUGAAGCCGCUGGUGGGGCUGGUGGCGGAGCAGGGAACUGGGAUGGCGGAGAAGGCGAUGGUGGUCCUGAGUAGCCUAGCAGGAGUCGAGGAGGGGAGGGAGUCCAUUGUGGAGGAAGGUGGGAUUGCGGUGCUGGUGGAGGCGAUCGAGGAUGGGUCGGUGAAAGCGAAGGAGUUCGCGGUAGUAACGUUGCUGCAGCUGUGUGCGGACAGCGUAAGGAAUAGAGGGUUGCUGGUGAGGGAGGGCGCUAUUCCUCCGCUCGUGGCUCUUUCACAGACGGGAAGUGUUAGAGCUAAGCACAAGGCCGAAACACUUCUUGGAUAUCUGAGAGAACCAAGACAAGAGGCAGCCUCUUGAAGUCCUUAGGCGAAAUAACUUUUACUGUUUUAGCAGAGGUAAUUACAGUGAGAGAGGUUUUGCUGUUGAUGUGUAUAUAUGGAGUGCCUUUUUGUGAUAUGCUGUGUACAGAAUGGUUGAGAAAUUUGGGGAUAUCAUUUGUAGAAGGAAGAAAAUUAGGGAAAGCUAGUGUGUGACUGACCUUUAGAUGUAUGUGCUUAACUAGGUUUUUGGAUUUCAUUUACCCUUUCAUUAACAAUGUUUUUUUAGGGGUGGAAUACAAAUUUGCGUUUUGGGUUGUGCUCCUUGAGUCUUGUUUGGGUGACCCAAGUUUUUUGAGAAGGUUUUCUGAUGUCUGGGUUUGUGUAAAAACUGAAAUAGAGUAUGCACCUUGGAACAUUUUAUUAUUUUUUC
Messenger RNA from Juglans regia (Persian walnut), 1957 nucleotides. Its product is annotated as U-box domain-containing protein 4-like. The record is from RefSeq and is a predicted model, not a curated record. The coding region runs from base 188 to 1564 and encodes 458 amino acids. The transcript has 2 exons. Gene Ontology annotation, molecular function: protein binding. Gene Ontology annotation, cellular component: nucleus; cytoplasm. Lineage: Eukaryota; Viridiplantae; Streptophyta; Magnoliopsida; Fagales; Juglandaceae.